Molecule: messenger RNA, 597 nt
Organism: Penicillium angulare
Lineage: Eukaryota; Fungi; Ascomycota; Eurotiomycetes; Eurotiales; Aspergillaceae
Exons: 2
Coding region: 1-597 (198 amino acids)
Source: RefSeq, a predicted model, not a curated record
AUGGAUGCAGAACUUCGUGCUCCACUCUCACCGGUCUGUCUGAUCGAUGGCCACCUAACUGAGAAAGAGGAUGUUCUGUGGGUGCGAAAUCCCGACCGUCAUCUUCAAAAUACUACAGUUGCCAGCAGCGAUGGCGAGAAACUGUUUUAUGUUAAAGGUCCGGGUGAUUAUCAGUCAAUGACUUUCCGACGCCCCGUAAAGGACCCCGAAGGAAAUGCUGUAUUCGACCUACGUCGCUAUGCAGUGGAUCUGAAGAUGCGAUGGUUCGUGCAAGACUCCAAUGAGAAGAAAAUAGCAGAGUUGUGUCAUGAGCGCUUUUUCACCAGCAAACAUACUGCAAUCAACGCCAGAAUAUGCCAUUCUGGUGAGGUAGUGGAAAUGCGACCACGCGAUGCGCAAGGCUCAACGUGCUACGUUAGUAUAGGCAAUGCUACUAUUGCUGAAAUUACCGUGCAUACCAACAACACGCCAAAGCUUAUCGUACGUGAUCGCGACAUGUCGGUUCUUCGUGUUCGGGUGGCUAGAGGUGUAGAUUUGAGUUUGGUUGUCUUAAUGGCAUUGGUCAGAGCAGAAAUGAUGCAUAUCUGGCGAAAGUAG